AUGGUGUCCCACCCUCCGCUGUCAGAGAAAAGGCUCCUGAUGGGAAGAAUGCGGCCACGGGGUCACUGUGUGCAACAGGAAGGGAAGAUCUGGGACCCAGCGGGGGUCCCAGUGCUGACCGGUGAGCCCGGGGGGACGGAGGAGCAGCCGCCGGAAGCUGCGUCAGGAGAGAGGAGCACAGAUGUGCCAUCUGAGAUGCUGGGACGGGGCGGCUGCACCCAGACUGCGCAGAGGCCCCGCGAGAGCAGACAGGGCCGGGGUGGUCUGCUCGGCGGCGAGGAAGGCAGGGGUGAGCUGGUGUUGGCAGGGGGCACGCGGGAGGAAGGGGGCUGGGAAAGGGCCUCGUCAUUCGGGCCUGGUCAGAGGCUUGCCCACGCCGAGCAGAGGGGAGCCUCGGCUCAGGGCCCGGGUCCUGGCUGUCGAGCUCCCGUCCUCUCCGCUAGUCGGGGCCACGAUGAUGAUUAUUUUCACAAUGCAUACUUCGUGCUUUCCUUACGCAUCCAGCUGCUCAUGGCAUGCAUCACUGCUGUUAACAGCACAUGCAAAAUGUUUGCACAACAAUUUGUUGUCACUGAUAAUAUGCAGAACCCGUAA
Molecule: messenger RNA, 594 nt
Organism: Rangifer tarandus platyrhynchus (Svalbard reindeer)
Lineage: Eukaryota; Metazoa; Chordata; Mammalia; Artiodactyla; Cervidae
Source: the annotation of a GenBank genome assembly